Messenger RNA from Capsella rubella, 2268 nucleotides. RefSeq lists its product as uncharacterized. The record is from RefSeq and is a predicted model, not a curated record. Gene Ontology annotation, molecular function: protein binding; DNA binding. Lineage: Eukaryota; Viridiplantae; Streptophyta; Magnoliopsida; Brassicales; Brassicaceae. Bases 390 to 2054 code for a protein of 554 amino acids. The transcript has 7 exons.
GUGGUGAAUGGUGUUGAUGCUUUAGUGCCACUGGUCCUUUGCCUUCCCUUCUCUCUCUCUCUCAAAGUCGCCUGAGAAUCUGAGCUCUCCUCUUUCCCUUUUCUUUUUUUUUUAUCCUGCCGGAUAUUUUGUGCUUUCCGUCAAUCUCUUCCCGGAGAGCUCCUCUCUCUCUCUCUCUCUCUCGAGCUGAGUAAUUUCCGCGAUUCGCUCGGUGGAUUGUUUUCCUCAGUUCGUGCAUUUCGUCAAAAGGGGAAAUUUCUUCCUCGCCACGACUUUGGUUUCUGGAAUUUAGGAAUCAGUAUUACUUCCUAAGCUAGAUAGAUAGAGGUGUGACUUCUUUUUUUUUUUUUUCUUAGGGUUUGAGAGAUAAUUUUGGUGGGGGGGUUGUAAUGGGGGAUAUAACUUGGGUUGAGGAGGGUAAUGCCUCUGCUUUUUGUUCGCGGAAAAGGAAGGCUAGACCUAAACGAUUAGAAUUUCUAGGAUGGGGUUCGAAACAGCUCAUUGAGUUUCUCCAAUCACUUGGUAAAGAUACUACUGAAAUGAUCUCUCGCUAUGAUGUUUGUGAUACUAUUGCUAAGUAUAUUGCCAAGGAAGGUCUUUUAGAUCCUUGUAACAAAAAGAAAGUUGUGUGCGACAAGAGGUUGGUUUUGCUUUUCGGGACUAGGACUAUUUUCAGAAUGAAAGUCUAUGAUCUGCUGGAAAAGCAUUACGCUGAGAACCAGGACGAUUCAGACUUUGAUUUUCUCUACGAUGAUGAGCCCCCGCAGUUCAUUUCUCACUCGGACAAGAUAGCUAAACGGGCAAGUAAGGCUGUUAAGAAACCUAGAGCUAGAGGUACUUUUGCUGCAAUCGUCAGUGAUAACAUCAAGCUUCUCUACUUGAGAAAGAGUUUAGUUCAGCAACUGCUCAACUCUCCUGACACCUUUGAGGGUAAAAUGUUGGGAAGUUUUGUGAGGAUCAAGUCUGACCCUAAUGAUUAUCUUCAGAAGAACCCUUAUCAGCUUGUUCAAGUGACAGGCGUGAAGAAGGAACAUGGGACUGAUGAUUUUCUUCUCCAGGUUACAAAUUAUGUGAAAGACGUUUCUAUAUCUGUGCUAUCAGAUGACAAUUUCUCCCAGGAGGAAUGUGAAGAUUUGCAUCAGAGAGUAAAGAAUGAUCUUCUUAAGAAGCCCACAAUUGUGGAGAUGGAAGAAAAGGCUAGAAGUUUACAUGAAGAUCAGACAAAACAUUGGCUUGGAAGAGAAAUUAUAUUGUUACAAAGGCUUAUUCACCGGGCCAAUGAGAAGGGAUGGCGAAGAGAGCUGUCCGAGUACCUGGAGAAGAGGGAGCUUCUGCAAAAUCCAGAAGAACAGGCCCGGCUAUUCAGUGAAGUUCCAGUAGUUAUUGAAGAGAAACUUGUACCAGACCCUGAAGAGUCCCCUGAGGAUCAUAAUAGUGACAACGAGCAACGAUUGAGUGAAUCUCCAUUAUCAUGCAUCCAAGAAACCCCAGAAGUCCGCAACCUCUUUGGUGGAGACGAUCAACAGUGUAAUGGCUAUCUGAUAUCAAACCCCAGCACAAUUAUUGGAAUCACGUCUCAUGCUGUGGAAUUAAACGAGAGAUUGCCAACUUGGAUUGCUUCUGCAGGUGAUGAAUAUCUUCAUGGAGAUGUAGAACAGCCAGCAAAUGGCAUCACUGGAGGAGAGAUGCCGAGUAAAGAGGCCGAAGUUUCUGAGCUUGAGCCAAAUAUGUCAGCAACGAAUCCCAACAACGUAUCUCAAGCUCAACCAAAUCCACCAGAGAUAAUCGAACUGAGCGAUGAUGAUGAUGAUGACAACGGUGAUGGAGAGACCCUUGACCCUAGAGUUGAAGAUGUUCAGGUUCUGUCUUAUGAUAAAGAGAAGUUCAACUGGUUAUACAAAGAUCCUCAGGGUCUUGUACAGGGACCUUUCUCUCUCAUGCAACUCAAAGCUUGGCACGACGCAGAGUACUUCACCAAAACCUUCAGGGUUUGGAUGACAGGACAAAGCAUGGAAUCGGCAGUUUUACUAACCGAUGUUCUUCGUCGAGUUUAACUAAUGGAAUACUUCGAAAGACUAUUAGAUUCAGUCAAGAGUGGUUUCAGUUAGCUGUUAUUGUCUGUCUUUUAUCUUCAAAUUGCAGUAGGUUUUUGCUCCUCCUUUUAAGUAAACAGCGAAUAAAAAAAGGAUGUAAAGCUCUCACAGUGUUAUGACCUUAGACUACCUGAGUACAAACAGUUUGUUAGAUCCAGUCACUGUUUUUGCAGCA